AUGACUGCAGUUAAGCCAGUAGCAACACCAAUAGAUGCCAACAUCAAGCUCACAUCAAAACUCUAUGAUGACCAUGUGAACCAAAAGCAAGAAGAGCCACAUGAUUCUCUAAUAGAUCAGGCAGCUUAUCAAAAACUCAUAGGUAAACUGCUGUACCUCAGUAUGACAAGGCCAGAUAUAGCCUUCAGUACUCAAACAUUAAGCCAGUUCUUGAACCAGCCAAAGAAGUUCCACAUGGAGGCAGCCCUAAGAGUAGUCAAGUAUUUGAAGAGACAACCUGGACAAGGCAUUCUGCUAUCCAAUAAAUCAGACAACCAAAUUACAGUCUUUUGUGAUGCAGAUUGGGCAGCAUGUGCACUCACCAGAAAAUCAGUCACAGGCUACUUAAUCAAGAUGGGAAAAUCACUAAUAUCUUGGAAAGCCAAGAAACAAACCACAGUGUCUAGAAGUUCAGCCGAGGCUGAAUAUAGAAGCAUGGCUUCUACUGUUUCAGAACUUAUGUGGCUGCUGGGAAUGUUGAAGUAA
Molecule: messenger RNA, 525 nt
Organism: Solanum dulcamara
Lineage: Eukaryota; Viridiplantae; Streptophyta; Magnoliopsida; Solanales; Solanaceae
Exons: 1
Coding region: 1-525 (174 amino acids)
Source: RefSeq, a predicted model, not a curated record